Bacillus rossius redtenbacheri is the source of this 1304-nucleotide messenger RNA. Its product is annotated as basement membrane-specific heparan sulfate proteoglycan core protein-like. Gene Ontology annotation, biological process: synapse organization. The coding region runs from base 1 to 1209 and encodes 402 amino acids. NCBI's taxonomy places the organism in Eukaryota, Metazoa, Arthropoda, Insecta, Phasmatodea, Bacillidae. The transcript has 7 exons. The record is from RefSeq and is a predicted model, not a curated record. Gene Ontology annotation, cellular component: neuron projection membrane.
AUGGCAAACGAGUCUGCAGCCACGCCUCUCAUAUCUCGGAUCACUCACAUUGUUCUUCACGGCGUCAUGGGCUCCGUGUUGCUCACGUGGUCACCACAGCCCCAUGACGAACCUGCAGUCACCACGCCCACAGUGGCACCACCCUCCGGCAACGAGACUCGACCGCACUACCACCCCCACGGGACCUUCUUCGAGGACGGGCCCCGGCCACUGAGGGUGACGGCUCGCGUGGGCUCCACUGUCACCUUGGACUGCAAGGUGGCGAUGCUGCAAGGCAAGACGGUGACGUGGCUGCACCGGGACGGCGGCCGGCUGCGCCUGCUGACGGUGGGGCGGCAGUCGUACAGCGCCGACGGCCGCCUGCAGGUGUUGUUCCGCUACCCGGGCAACUGGCGCCUGCGCAGUAGCAGCGCGCACUCUACCGCCGUGUGCACUGCAUGUCGUACAGCGCCGACGGCCGCCUGCAGGUGUUGUUCCGCUACCCGGGCAACUGGCGCCUGCGCAGUAGCAGCGCGCACUCUACCGCCGUGUGCACUGCAUGGUCUGCAGGUGACGUGGCUGCACCGGGACGGCGGCCGGCUGCGCCUCUUGACGGUGGGGCGGCAGUCGUACAGCGCCGACGGCCGCCUGCAGGUGUUGUUCCGCUACCCGGGCAACUGGCGCCUGCGCAUCGCGGGCCUGGCGCCCGCCGACCAGGGCGAGUACCGCUGCCAGGUGUCCGCCCACCCGCCGCUCGUCAAGACGGUCCUGCUGGUGGUCACAGCCCCGGUGCUGGCGGUGGUGGACGACGCAGGACGACCCGUGGGGGAGGACCGCUACUACAAGGCGGGCAGCCGGGUGGAGUUGAGCUGCGAGGCAAGCAGCCUGCAGCCCGGGGACACCGUGGCCUGGUCCCGCCGCGGCCGGCCUCUCGCGCCCAGCGAGGACGAGCCGGCCCGAGCCCGUGUGAGCGGCAGCAGCGCGGGAGCCGACCCUGCCUCGGGCGCAGCCACGGCCACACUGACCAUCGCGCAUGCGCAGAGGGCUCACUCCGGCGACUACACCUGCGCAGUGGGGGGCGUGGCCUCCGUCUCCGUCGCAGUCCACAUCCUCAAAGGCCAGCUACCGGCGGCAGUGCACCACGGGAAGAAAGGGGGCGGGGCCACGCGGCUAUUGGGCGCCCCGCGGUUGGCAGCCCUGCUGGCGUGCGUCGCCGCGCUGGUCAGGUGACCCGCGGUCGCAGUGCCGGCAACCUCGCGCGCGCGGAAGCCGUCCACCGCCAUCUUGUUCUCGUCCAGCCAGCUGGGAACCCACCAACACGUCCG